AUGGCGGAUGAAAAAGAGCUGCAGGAUGAAACAGCUGCAGGAAGGCACCUGGCCAGGGAGAGGGACUGUGGUCUGACCCUCAUGCUUCAGCAGCUGGCAGGAGGCUCAGGAGGGAGGGGAACCCCUGGUUACAGGCUGAUUCAGCAGACGUCUCAGUCCCCAUGUCCCCGGCACUGCUUUCUGCUCGUGAAAUGCCUUAAACCAGAGCUGGCCAACGCAGAUGCCCACGGGGCCAGGUUUGGGAGAAAGUUGAUUCACAGGUGGUGUCUCCUACAGCUUACCAUCGUUGGGACCAGUGCAGCUUUUGUUUCCAACUUCCACAUUUACUGCUUACUACGCUUCUUGUCUGGCUGUUCUUCCAUCAUCAUCCUGGCAAAUGACGGUAUGCUCAUCACAGAGUGGGUAAGGCCUCCAUCUAAAGUAAUGGCAAUAACAGUGAUAUCUUGUGCCCUCAGUGUGGGACACAUACUCUUGGGAGGACUGGCAUUUGUCUUUCGAGAGUGGCGCACUCUGCAGCUGGUGGUGUCUGUAUCUUUCCUUUUCUUCUUUUUCUCCUCCAGGUGGCUGGUGGAAUCUGCUUGGUGGCUGAUUGUCAACAAUAAACCAGAGGAGGGUUUGGAGGCACUAAGAAAAGUUGCAUACACAAAUGGAAUGCAGAAUGCUGGAGAUGCCCUGACCAUGGAGGGUUUGAGAUCCAGCAUGCAGGACGAGCUGGAGGCAGCACAGACCAAAGUUACCAUUUGGGAUUUGUUCCACACCUCCAUCCUGUGUAAGAGAACCUGUAUCCUACUAUUUGUGAGAUGUGCAAUCACAAUACCCUUUUAUGGCAUUAUGAUCAAUCUACAGCACCUUGGGAACAAUAUUUUCCUGUUCCAGGCGGUCUUUGGGGUCCUCACUGCCAUUGUCCGAUGUCUUUCUCUUUUAGAACAGAAUCAUAUGGGCCAUCGAACAACUCAGACACUUUUCAUGUUCCUGGUGGGACUUGUUUUGGUCAACACGUUUGUGCCCCAAGAAAUGCAGACCCUGUGUGUGGCUUUGGCAAGCAUGGGAAUCAGCUGUGCUGCUGCUUCUGUCACUAGUUUUUCUGUCCACAUUUUUGAGCUCAUCCCCACAGUCCUCAGGGCACGAGCUUUAGGAUUAGAAACAGUGGCUAGUAGGUGUGGGGCAAUGCUGGCUCCCCUCUUGAUGACGCUAAUGGCGUAUCUUUCCAUUUUGCCCUGGAUCAUCUACGGAGUCUCACCCAUUAUUGCUGGUCUUGCUGUCCUCUUCCUACCUGAAACAAGAAAUCUGCCUCUGCUUGACACCAUCCGCGAUGUGAAAAAUAACAAAGAAUUCUCAAGAAAGGCACUGCUCACUGCACUCCUCAAGGUCUCCUCACUUCAACUUGUGGAAGCCCGACAGCAUCCCUAACCCUGACCCCUUGUGC
This is a messenger RNA of Lontra canadensis (Northern American river otter), 1426 nucleotides long. Its product is annotated as solute carrier family 22 member 10-like. The record is from RefSeq and is a predicted model, not a curated record. Lineage: Eukaryota; Metazoa; Chordata; Mammalia; Carnivora; Mustelidae.